This is a messenger RNA of Solea solea (common sole), 926 nucleotides long. Its product is annotated as cytokine-inducible SH2-containing protein-like. Gene Ontology annotation, biological process: phosphatidylinositol phosphate biosynthetic process; intracellular signal transduction. The record is from RefSeq and is a predicted model, not a curated record. The coding region runs from base 285 to 899 and encodes 204 amino acids. The transcript is spliced from 3 exons. Gene Ontology annotation, cellular component: phosphatidylinositol 3-kinase complex. NCBI's taxonomy places the organism in Eukaryota, Metazoa, Chordata, Actinopteri, Pleuronectiformes, Soleidae. Gene Ontology annotation, molecular function: 1-phosphatidylinositol-3-kinase regulator activity.
GGAAAGAGAUUCUUGGAACCUCUGUCCGUUCAGACUGAGCUGAGCUGUUUUCUGCCCUGAAUAAAAAAGCACACACACUCUCCACACUCUCCACUCCCACUCUGCUUGUCAGCAGACACACACACUCACACACACACUGAGGUUAUUUGCUCUCAUUUCUUUAUUCAGCUUUGCUCCCACAACAAGACACAAAUCAAUUUUUCUUAUUUACAUUUUUGAUGGAUCAUGUCCUGGACUGUUUUUAACCCGGUCAACAAUCCCCAUGAUUCUGUUUGAUUUAAGAAAUGGUCGCACGAGCAGAGGCUGUUUCACAUCAUGAGGAGCGUGAAGGUUCCUGCUGUCCGUAUCCUUCUCCUGCAUGCUGGGACCCAGCAGAGGACCUCCGCUGUGUCACCAGCACCCUGCACCAUCUACAGACCUCAGGCUGGUACUGGGGUUCCAUCUCAGCGAGUGAGGCGCGGGAAGCUCUCCUGGCCAAGUCUGAGGGAACAUUCCUGGUGCGGGACAGCAGCCACCCUCGCUAUAUCCUGGCGCUGUCGGUGAAAACACGCAGUGGACCUACAAGUGUGAGGAUAGAGUACAGGCGGGGCUGUUUCUGGCUGGACUCCGUCUCUCCUGGUUUGCCCCACCUGCAGUCCUUCCCGAAUGUCCUCAGCCUCAUACAGCACUACAAGAGCUCACAGGAGCAGGCAGCUAACGACAUUCGCUCCGAACUAAAACCGGACCCUGUCGAUGGAGUCCCUUUGCAGCUGACGCAACCUUUACACAAACCUGAGGCCUUUCCUUCGCUGCAGCACCUGGUACGCCUCACCAUCAACAGCCACACAAACUGCCCAAAGCAUCUGCCACUUCCAAAGCCUCUGCUGCACUACCUGCAGGACUAUCCCUUCCACAUAUGAGGGACCCCCUCAUAGAGGCCCUCAGAC